AUGGAAAUCAAAGGCGGCUUUGCUCGAGGCUGGCUGCCGUCGCCAGUGAAGGAGCCCGACACGGAAAAACUUGGAGAGCCUUGCACAUUCUGGGGAUGUCUCAUACGACCAGAAGCUGUCUCAAGCACUGGCUAUCUAACCUGGCCCUUGGCAGUUAAUAGUCGGACACAAAAUGAAGGCCAUCCAAAAUGGUUUGUUCUGGGUGUUGGACAAGUCAUAAAAGGCUUAGAUAUUGCUAUGAUGAAUAUGUGUCCUGGAGAAAAACGGAAAGUGACAAUUCCUCCAUCAUUAGCAUACGGACAACAAGGAUACGCACAGGGCAAGAUUCCACCCAAUGCAACAUUGGUCUUUGAGAUUGAACUUUAUGCUGUAAAUAAGGGACCUCGUAGUGUUGAAGCAUUUAAUCAAAUAGACAAGGAUGGUGACAAGAAACUCUCUGAACUUGAGAUAAGCCAGUAUUUGAAAGAAGAAUUUGCAAGAGAUGGCAAAAAACGUCAUCCCUCUGCCCAUGAUGAAAUCUUAGCUGAUAUAUUUAAGAAGAAUGACCAUGAUGGAGAUGGCUUCAUAUCAGCAAAGGAGUACAAUGUCUACCAGCACGACGAACUCUAAGUACUUAAAAAAAAUAUUUGGCUGUUUUCUGGACACUGAAUUCUUAAUAAUAAUACUUUUUCAUGGAAUUUUUGUAUUUUUUUUAUAGUGGAAUCUUUUUA
This is a messenger RNA of Cyanistes caeruleus (blue tit), 710 nucleotides long. The record is from RefSeq and is a predicted model, not a curated record. Lineage: Eukaryota; Metazoa; Chordata; Aves; Passeriformes; Paridae.